This is a messenger RNA of Tinamus guttatus (white-throated tinamou), 422 nucleotides long. The record is from RefSeq and is a predicted model, not a curated record. NCBI's taxonomy places the organism in Eukaryota, Metazoa, Chordata, Aves, Tinamiformes, Tinamidae.
GUGAUGACAUACCUCAAUUUCUGUGGAGUAAUGAACAGCGGAAAAAGCUCCUAGAUCCCAUGCCAGAAUCACUGACUGCUUCUCCAGACUUCCAUUUGGAGAAUGGAUCUCUGCCUGCAAUGGUGAUUGAGAAAGAAUUUGAGCUAGGAAAUGAGACUUAUUGUAUCAAACGGGAAUAUUGGGCCAAUGAAGAAUACAAGAUAUGUUUUGCUGUUCCAGCUAACUUUCCCCAGUUGGAUGCAAAGGGAUUUGUAAUAAAGGUGUAUUCUCAGCCUGUACCUUGGGAUUUUUAUAUCACACUUCAACUACAGGAGCGUUUGAAUACUGAUUUUGACCAAAGCUUCAGUGAGAAUUGCAGCUGUUUCCUCUACCAAGAUGGCUGUGCUGUUCUACACAGGGAUAUCAAUCGCUUUAUACUUGGG